Molecule: messenger RNA, 1884 nt
Organism: Trichoderma reesei QM6a
Lineage: Eukaryota; Fungi; Ascomycota; Sordariomycetes; Hypocreales; Hypocreaceae
Exons: 4
Coding region: 1-1884 (627 amino acids)
Molecular function (GO): protein binding
Source: RefSeq, a predicted model, not a curated record
AUGACUUCUAUCGACAAGACGGGCUGUCAGCUGUGCGGCGUCACCUUCAACAUCAACCGGAUCCGCGCCCACAGCGAGCCCCGGAGCGCCGCCUGGGGCAACUCGUACGUCAGCAAGCACAAGAGCCGGGACUGGGUCGCCGUCACGGGGAGCGACGCGGCGGAUUGUCCGGAUGGCGGGUGCGCGGCGGUGUAUCGGGGGAGGCCGCCCGGGGAGCUGCAGUUUUGCCUGAGGCUGUAUGAGGAGGAUCCGGAUGAUGCUACGUAUGUGCCUGAGAGCGACGAGGAGGGUGGGGAUGAUGAUGAUGAUGAUGAUGAGCCGUUGGAAUAUGAUUCGGAUGCGGAGAAUGAUGGGGAGGAUGAGGUCGAGAUGGGGUUGGCAGAUUCUCAGGAGUGUGAUGGUGACACAGACGAGGACUCGCAGUCGGGAGAUCAGUGGUUUUUCACGGCCAGCGGCCUCGAACCUCAACCAGAGUACGACACGGACUUUUUGCCGCUGAGCGCGCCCUACGAUCCAGACGGCGGUGCGAAAGACGACGACAUUGAUGUCGACAUGCACAUCAUGGCGCUCCCGACGGCUCGCAGAUACGAGCACAUUGCUGGUCCUGGCUGCUGCAACCUCCGUGGGUACCAUGGAGACAGACUGUCCCUCGACGAGAUGAUGGACUGCCAUACCGUGCAGGGGCUCUACAAGAAGACGGACGACUGGACGCCGAGCGACGACGAUAUGGACUUUGAGAGGGAGUCUAGGCAGUACCAUCUUACGGGGCUUUCGGAUUUCAUGCCGCCCAAUGGGGGAGACGUGCGAUGCGCGCCGAUUCGUGGAGGAGCGGUCUGGUUCAAUGCGUCUAAUCUGAGUGAUACUUGGAAGGAUCUUUUCGGAUGGGGAACCUAUGUCCUCCCCUUUCACCCUACGUGUUUCGAGAUCUUCAUCAGGAUAAGCAAGCAGCGCAUGGGCACGGUGAGCCUGGACUCGCUCAUGAGGCUCGAGUGCAACGGCUCCCGCAACAUGUUUGGCACACGGCAUCCCGACGUCGUCGACGCCCGGAACAGGGGCUGGAAGUGGGCCUGUCUGCUUGGAUCCGAGUACCUCGCUGCGAAUCCCAUCUUCAUCCCCGGCUUCAGGGAGAUUUGCGAGGCUGCCAUUUCAGACGCAGAGGAAUUUGACAGUCGAGGGAGUCCAUUCCCGGAGCGGAUGGAGGAGGAGGAGGAGCGAGCUGUUGUUGAUUCCAGGGCGCGGGGUGAUCCGUUUUGGAAGUUGCCUACGGAGUUGAACCAUGCGAUUGCUUGGACGCUCGAUUCAAAGGAUAUCGCUGCGCUGCGACUGGCGUCGAGGGCGUUUUACCAUUUACCGAUGACGUUGUGGCAUACGCUCCUGGUUCGAGAGAUGCCGUGGGUGUACGAAGCGUGGUGCGAUGAUGACGCGACGCCGUAUCCCUGGGCCAUGGCGGAUGCUUCGUACCUGAAGCAGAAGCGUGAGCUGGAGGAAACGUAUACCACCGAGCGACUCCGCAGGGCACACGUCCUGAGGACGACGGAGCCCGACUUUUAUCCCAUCUGGGAGGAGAAGGAGCCCAAGACUCCAGUCAUGCCGCCCGAGCUGGAAGCGCAGACGAGGGCGUUUUUGGAGAAGAAGAGGGCGAUGAUGCCGGUGAGGAUGCCGAGGGAGAAGACGAACUGGUAUCAGCUGUAUACGGAUAUCAGAAAGAAUGAGGCAAGACUGAAGGGGUUGAAGAACAGGAGGCGGAUAUGGAGCGUUGUGGAGGAGAUUGUGGUGAAUGUGAAGAGGUGCUGGGAGGAUUCGCUCGGGGAGAUUUCUGAGGAGGAGGAAGAAGAGAUGUUUGAUGAUGCUGAUGAUGAUGAUGCUGAUGCUGAUGGCAUUUAG